Molecule: messenger RNA, 2394 nt
Organism: Homarus americanus (American lobster)
Lineage: Eukaryota; Metazoa; Arthropoda; Malacostraca; Decapoda; Nephropidae
Product: proteoglycan 4-like
Exons: 4
Source: RefSeq, a predicted model, not a curated record
AUGCAAGAUAAUGCAAAGAUAGUAUGGGGGGUCAUCAACCAAUGCGUUGAUUCCUUCUCCUCAACAAGUGACAGUCCCCAAAUGGUUACCGAAGCCGGCGGUCCCCAGGUGGCCACCGAAGAGGAGAGUCCCAAGGUGGCCACAGAACAGGAGAGUCCCCAGGUCGUCACCAAAGGGGAGAAAACCCAAAUGGUCACUGAAGCCAGCGGUUCCCAGGUGACCACCGAAGAGGAGAGUCCCAAGGUGGCCACGGAACAGGAGAGUCCCCAGGUCGUCUCCGAAGGGGAGAAAACCCAAAUGGUCACCGAAGCCAGCGGUCUCCAGGUGGCCACCGAAGAGGAGAGUCCUCAGGUGGCCACCGAAAGGGACACUCCCCAAGAAGUUGCCCGUAGUGCUGCUGCCCAAAAGCCCAAGGCCAAAAGCUCGCCACACCUCGCCACAGCAGAAAGAGAUCAACCAGCUAAAAAGCUUCCCUCAAUACCUCGCCACAGCUCGCCACACCUCGCCACAGCAGAAAGAGAUCAACCAGCUAAAAAACUUCCCUCAAUACCUCGCCACAGCUCGCCACAGCAGAAAGAGAUCAACCAGCUAAAAAGCUUCCCUCAAUACCUCGCCACAGCUCGCCACACCUCGCCACAGCAGAAAGAGAUCAACCAGCUAAAAAGCUUCCCUCAAUACCUCGCCACAACUCGCCACAGCUCGCCACAGCAGAAAGAAAUCAACCAGCAAAACCUUUCCCUCAAUACCUCGCCACACACUAGCACAGAGGAAGAAUCUCAGCAUUCAAAGCGUCGCAGCAUCACACAGCCCCAGCACCACAGCUCCCAGCACGCAGCUCCAGCACCACAGCCCCAGCACCACAGCUCCCAGCACCGCAGCUCCCAGCACCACAGCCCCAGCACCACAGCCCCAGCACCGCAGCUCCCCAGCACCGCAGCUCCCAGCACCACAGCUCCCAGCACCGCGCUCCCAGCACCACAGCCGCCCACAGUCCCAGCACCGCAGCUCCCAGCACCGCAGCUCCCAGCACCACAGCCCAGCACUGCAGCUCCCAGAACCAGAGCUCCCAGCACCAGAGCUCCCAGCACCGCAGCUCCCAGCACCACAGCUCCCCAGCACCGCAGCUCACAGCACCACAGCUCCCCACACCGCAGUUCCCAGCACAGCUCCCAGCACCACAGCUCCCAGCACCACAGCUCCCAGCACCACAGCUCCCAGCACCGCAGCUCCCAGCACCACAGCUCCCAGCACCACAGCUCCCAGCACCACAGCUCCCAGCACCACAGCCCAGCACCACAGCUCCCAGCACCGCAGCUCCCAGCAUCACAGCUCCCAGCACCACAGCUCCCAGCACCUCAGCCCCAGCACCACAGCUCCCAGCACCACAGCUCCCAGCACCGCAGCCCCAGCACCACAGCUCCCAGCACGCAGCCCAGCACCAUAGCUCCCAGCACCGCAGCUCCCAGCACCGCAGCUCCCAGCACCACAGCCCCUGCACUGCAGCUCCCAGCACCACAGCUCCCAGCACCACAGCUCCCAGCACCGCAGCCCCAGCACCACAGCCCCACAGCAACUUCCAGCACCACAGCUCCCAGUACCACAGCUCCUGCCACCACAGCUCCCAGCACCGCAGGUCCCAGCACCACAGCUCCCUGCACCGCAGCUUCCAGCACCACGUUCCCAGCACCACAGCUCCCAGCACCACAGUUCCCAGCACCGCAGCUCCCAGCACCACAGCUCCCAGCACCGCAGCUUCCAGCACCACAGCUCCCAGCACCUCCAGCACCGCAGCCCAGCACCAGCUCCCACCACAGCUCCCAGCACCGCCGCUUCCAGCACCACAGCCCCAGCACCACAGCCCACAGCCCCAGCACCGCAGCUUCCAGCACCACAGCUCCCAGCACCGCAGCUCCCAGCACCACAGCUCCCAGCACCACAGCUUCCAGCACCACAGCUCCCAGCACCGCAGCUCCCAGCACCGCAGCCCCAGCACCACAGCUCCCAGCACCACAGCUUCCAGCACCACAGCUCCCAGCACCACAGCUCCCAGCACCGCAGCUCCCAGCACCGUGUCCCACUGCAGCUCCCAGCACCACAGCUCCCAGAGCACCGCAGCUCCGCCAGCCCCAGCAGCCGCAGCUUCCAGCACCACAGCUCCCAGCACCGCAGCUCCCAGCACCACAGCCCCAGCACCGCAGCCCUAGCACCGCAGCUUCCAGCACCACAGCUCCCAGCAGCCGCAGCUUCCAGCACCACAGCUCCCAGCACCGCAGCUCCCAGCACCGCAGCCCCAGCACCACAGCCCCAGCACCACAGCUCCCAGCACCACAGCUCCCACUCCUGAACACUACUCCUCCCUCCACCAACACUACUCCUCCCUCCACCAACACUACC